UAUUUUACCGAAUAAUGAAACGUCUCUCCGCCGCAUCGCAGGCUCUCUCUCUCUCUCUCAUUUCUUUGAUCAUAAUCGAGACAAAAAUCUAUAACAUGUUCGCUCUUGACAUUGUGCGCGUUUGUACUCUCUGAAUCGGUGAAACCCUAGACUGCGAAAUUCGUUGAUGCAAUCAGUAAAAUUCCUCACCCUGCAACAAUGGCGGCUUCGUUGCACGUACACGGUGUCAAAAUUCCAUUUCAUGGAGCUAUAAGGAGCUCCAAAUUGUGUCCACAACACAUGCCUAUCUCAUUGAAGCGGCUCAGAUUCUCAGAUUCCGUGGCCUCGCAGUCAAGAUUGCUAUGUGAGGCAAUUGAAGAUUCUUCAAGGAGUGAUAGGAGGAGAGCGAUGAUAAAAGGAGGAGUAGAGGCUGUGCUCAGAGAGGAGGAGAUAGAGGAGCGAUUCUCCGAUGGAACUGCGGAGGCUUUCACGUGCGUAAUGAAGUUCGGAGGAUCGUCGGUGGCAUCGGCGAAGAGGAUGAGAGAGAUCGCCGUUCUUAUUCUCAGUUUCCCUGAGGAACGGCCUGCCGUUGUUCUCUCUGCUAUGGGAAAAACCACUAACAAACUUUUACAGGCUGGAGAGAAGGCUGUCAGUUGUGGCGUCAAUAAGGCAUCGGAAAUCGAAGAGUUGAGCUUUGUGAAAGAGCUGCAUCUUAGGACGGUAGAUGAACUUGGAGUUGAUCGCUCUGUUAUCUCUGCUCACUUGGAAGAACUGGAGCAACUUCUGAAAGGAAUAGCUGUGAUGAAAGAGUUAACUCUCCGCACGAGAGACUAUUUGGUUUCAUUUGGAGAGUGCAUGUCCACGAGAAUCUUUGUGGCUUAUUUGAAUAAAAUUGGUAUUAAAGCACACCAAUAUGAUGCGUUUGAUAUUGGCUUCAUAACCACGGACGAUUUCACAAAUGCGGACAUCUUGGAAGCAACUUACCCAGCUGUUGCCAAGAGAUUACAUGGUGAUUGGAUCAAUGAUCCUGCAAUUCCCGUUGUUACUGGCUUCCUUGGAAAGGGCUGGAAAUCUUGUGCGAUUACCACCUUGGGUCGGGGUGGUAGUGAUCUGACUGCUACAACCAUUGGCAAAGCCUUAGGCUUGCGGGAAAUUCAGGUCUGGAAAGAUGUUGAUGGUGUCUUGACCUGCGACCCUAGUAUUUAUCCACGUGCAGAACCUGUACCUUAUUUGUCAUUCGAUGAGGCAGCAGAGCUUGCAUACUUUGGUGCUCAGGUCCUACACCCACAAUCAAUGCGACCAGCCCGAGAGGGAAAUAUCCCUGUUAGGGUCAAGAAUUCAUACAACCCUAAAGCUCCUGGUACCCUCAUCACUAAAACAAGAGAUAUGAGGAAGGCUGUGCUGACCAGCAUAGUUUUGAAGCAGAAUGUUACCAUGUUGGAUAUAGUUAGUACCUGCAUGCUUGGUCAAUUUGGCUUCCUCGCAAAGGUGUUCUCAAUCUUUGAAGAUUUGGGCAUAUCCGUGGAUGUUGUUGCUACUAGUGAAGUUAGUAUAUCUUUGACAUUAGAUCCAUCCAAACUUUGGAGCAGAGAACUGAUUCAGCAGGAACUUGACCAUGUAGUGGAAGAGCUUGAGAAAAUUGCAGUCGUGAAUCUACUGCAGCACAGAUCAAUCAUCUCUCUUAUUGGCAACGUUCAGCGUUCCUCGUUGAUACUGGAGAAGGUAUUUCGUGUUCUUCGAACCAAUGGAGUUAAUGUCCAGAUGAUCUCACAGGGUGCAUCCAAGGUAAAUAUUUCAUUAAUAGUAAAUGACAGAGAAGCUGUACAAUGCGUGAAGGCCCUUCACUACUCCUUUUUUGAGAGUGGUGAUCUAUCUGAACUAGUACUAGAUGGUGAAUUUGGAAAUGGCUCAGCUAUGUCUCGCCGAGUAGAAAGUCAUUGAGUAUUUCUCCUAGUAUAUUCUUGUUUCCAAUGAUUCUUUGUUUUCUCAAACAUCUCUAUUGGCCAUUGCCAUCUAUUAAACCACGCCUUUGAAUUUCAAGGCAAAUGUUUGGUUUUGUUA
Molecule: messenger RNA, 2040 nt
Organism: Corylus avellana
Lineage: Eukaryota; Viridiplantae; Streptophyta; Magnoliopsida; Fagales; Betulaceae
Gene: AK-LYS1
Product: aspartate kinase 1
Biological process (GO): L-homoserine biosynthetic process
Cellular component (GO): chloroplast stroma; cytosol
Molecular function (GO): aspartate kinase activity
Source: RefSeq, a predicted model, not a curated record